GGGAAGCUGACAGGAAGGGGCGGAGCCCACGCCGCCCCGCGCCGCGAGGGAGGGAGCGGCGGGAGCCCGCGGCGGAGGUGAAGGCUAGCGGCCGCGUCACCCUGGCCACAACCCGGCCCUGCUCUGACGUGCGCGUCGCUGCGGAGACCCUCGGCCGGGUGGGACCACGCCAUGGCCCCCACCGACGCCCCGUCGGCCCUGGCGCUCAGGGCCGUGGGCCCCGCCGCCGCCGCCGCCACCCCGUACGGCGCCUUCUGCAAGGGGCUGUCCCGCACUCUGCUCGCCUUCUUCGAGCUGGCCUGGCAGCUGCGCAUGAACUUCCCGUACUUCUACAUCGCGGGCUCCGUGAUCCUCAACAUCCGCCUGCAGGUACACAUCUAGAGCGGCGUCCGGGCUGCUGGCGGCCCGCAAGAUGGCCGCUGCCCGGGCCGCCGCGCAGCGCCGCCGGGAUGCGCGAGAAGAACGAGCAGUCUCACGAGAGCACGCUCGCGCGCGGCCUGCUCCCUCCCCCGGGAAGUGGAGGGGGGAAAGCCAGUUGGGUCUGUGUUCUUCCUGAAGCAGAGACAUUUAAGACCCGAGGGAGUACCUAAGGAACACCAGUAAACUGGCGAAUCUUAGGCUACGACAAGUGGCACAGGACGCGUUAUGAGAAAGGAGGGUUACGUUUUUCAGGAGCACAGAUUUACAUCAAACUCUACGUUUUGGGAUUCACUUUUUUGAGAAUAUUUGGACUGUGAGCUAGACAUUGAUUAAGAGGCCUGUUCCAUCAAGACUGUGAUCUGGAAGCAUGUUAUCUCCACCUCCCACAAGAGGAUACAUUGAAACUGUGGAUCAAAGCCAAACCACUGGAAAGCAUACGCGGAAUGCCAAAUAUGACAGCAGAAUUUUGAACAGAUAGUCAAAGUGAGUGAAGAUGUCCCUGUCAAAGAAACAUUGGAUCUAAAGAAAAGAAAGCCCAGUUGUGGCACAGGAAUUGACUACCAUUCCCUGAUAGUAAUGCAAAUGGCCAAAUUAAAAGGGAAUACUUAACUUUAGUUACAGAAUAAAAUGCAGAUGCUGCACAGCUUGUGGAAAUGACGUUUGACAGGUGGAGGGGCAAGCAAGUAAAAUGGAACGCUGCUGUGCUUGCAGAGUGGGAGGGUAAAUAUAUAUUCAUGUGUAUGGAGGGGGUAGCAGCACGAAGCAAACAGGAAAUUCCCAAGGAUGGAAUGUUCUGAAUGUCUGAAAAAGAGCAAAUAUCUGGUGUACGUGAAUGUAUGCUAGAGAAUUUUCCAAGUCUUGGGUGAAUUAGUAAUUGUGCUUUAUUUUGAAAUUAAAACUGAAGCCAUUACAAACCGCAAGAAAAAUAAAAUAAUCAUAAAUUAUGCUGCCAUACCUCCUGUGAAUAAUAUUGUACCUGUAAUAUAAAUUGUUACUUAACAAGAAAUAAUUAUAUAACAUUGGACAGCUGGAAGAUGAAAAAGAUGUAUGUAUAAUGAUGGCAUAUACAUCAAGAUCAGAUGGACUUGAGAUUUGGCUUUGUUACAGAGGGUUGCCCUAGCAUGCAUGAGGCUCUAAGUCUGGUUGCCAGCGCUACAAAAAAAAAAAAAAAAAGUCAGAUAUAUAAAAAGCAAAAUGAAGUGAUUGGAAAAAUCAAUGCAGAGACAUCAAAGAGCUAAAAACGGUUAUUUAUGGAGAAAAGAAAUGGGGAUAGGUAUAAGAAAAGUAAGGGUUCCUUGUUUUUUGUUACUAGUGUGACAGUAUUAUGUGAUUUAUUUUUAAUCAUGUAUAUGAUAUUCUUCCAGUAAAAUCUAAUUUAAAAUACUUUGUUUUUAAAAGCCCUCCUGGUAAUUGAAUCUUCCAUAAGUUAAAUGGUACAAAAGUAUAGUGGGAUAGGAAGUCUAAAUCAUAACACUGUUCAUGCUUGGCAAUAUUAAAUAUAUUUUUAUAGGAAUAUUUUACCUACUCUUAAUUGGGAAUAUUUUUCAUUUCUACUUGUGAUUCUCCUGACAUAUAAUUGUUUGCUUUCUAAACCCAUAUAAGAUGAAUAUAUGCUGUCAUAGGCAUGGGAUUGUCUUGGUUGUUUCUUCCCUAGGAGCACAUGUUAAGAUAGUGCAUGCUGCUUUAAAACCCCCUCUGCUGGCUUUGUGAGUAUAUUGCUAGUUUCCACGCUCUGAAAAAUCUAGGAUCCAGUGAGAGCCAGACAUAGUAACUCAUAGCUGUUAUCCCAGUACUCAGGAGGUUGAGUUGGAACCAGUCAUUCAAGCACAACCUGAACCACAUGAUGAAAAAGCUUUCUUUCUUUUUCCCAAAGAACCAAAAGCAAAAGAAUCCAGUUCUAAAAAAUAAAAAUUUUAGAAGGAAA
Messenger RNA from Meriones unguiculatus (Mongolian gerbil), 2344 nucleotides. RefSeq names its product small integral membrane protein 10 like 1 (gene Smim10l1). The coding region runs from base 172 to 381 and encodes 69 amino acids. Lineage: Eukaryota; Metazoa; Chordata; Mammalia; Rodentia; Muridae. The record is from RefSeq and is a predicted model, not a curated record. The transcript has a single exon.